Messenger RNA from Lates calcarifer (barramundi perch), 1738 nucleotides. It is a transcript of the gene kiss2, whose product is annotated as kisspeptin 2. Lineage: Eukaryota; Metazoa; Chordata; Actinopteri; Centropomidae. The transcript has 2 exons. The coding region runs from base 1258 to 1626 and encodes 122 amino acids. The record is from RefSeq and is a predicted model, not a curated record.
UCACACAGGCCGUAAUAAACCACAGAAAUCUGGUUUGAUGAAUUAAUUCAUAUUUUAGCCAGACAUGUGCAAAGCACCAAGAACUUAUAUUCAAUUUCAUAUUCAAUUUCAAAUCGAUAGAAAUGUCUGUAAGGGUUAAUUCAACACACACAUGCAUACACACGCAGAUUUUGUUAGUUUUGUGGGGCCAAACCUUUAUACCCAACUGUGCUGCUAAUGCUCCUUUUAUUUAUGAAGGCACCUGAUCUGACUGGUGAUCUGACGGAGCAUCAGAUCAUGUCCUUAUUGAAGCACCAUCUGCACACACAUCCAUAAAAUAUGAGUCCAUUUUAAAGCCACUAACACUGUGAUGUCUGUAGGACAACACACUCAAGUCCUGUGAGGAACCUGUUCUUUAUUUCCACAUUCCAGUUCCAUUACAGUUCAAAGGGAAAUAUCCACUUUAGGCCGUUACAUUAAUUUCACAGCUAUAAUUAAAGUUACUGUUCAGAUGUAAUGCAAUGCUACUAAACCAGUAGCUGCCACCCUUUUUGACCUCUUUCAAAAACGCAGCACCUGCUGGGGCCCCGUGUCGAGACCUUUCCUCUCUGACCUCCUCACAUGGUUUUAUUUGAAUAAAAAAGAGCAAAGUCCAAAAAGGUUAAAUUAUAGAAUUUCACACAGAAAAAAAUCAAUAUUCUAACAAAUGAAAACAGAUGUGUGUGUCAGGACCCUCUCACCAUCCCUCAGAUUUAAAAACUGGCUCCACCUCAGUAUCAAUACUAGUACUAGUAUGCAGAGCUGCAGUAUUUUUACAUUAUGGUAUUAGUGCUUUUACUUAAGUAAAGGAUGUGAACACGUCCUCCUUCACUGCUGAGCUGAAUAAAGUCAAAUUAAACACCAGUUUUCCAGUGACAGCCCAGUCCAGCCUGCUGCUGCUGCUGCUGCUGCUCUUUGUACCCAGUUUACGCAAUUACUCAUCCCGCUGUUUUAGUCCAGUUAUUUCAUUUCAAAAUGUUCAUGACUUCACCAUUUUCCAACAUGCAGUAACAUAUUAUCCUGUGCUGGAUGAAUGAUCCGAGCAGCAAACAUUUCCGAGAAGAGCAUGAUGAAUGAUGCAUUUCAGCACCACCGGCCACCGACAGCUCCGCAAUUUACAGUAGAGAGACGCAGCCGGCUGUGAUUGGCUGUGAGCAGGAGGAGCACGAGGUCACCUGGUGGAAAUAUAAAACAGGUGUGAAUGGAGGAUGACCAUUAACACAGAGACAGAGGAGCUGUAUGAUGUGUUCAGAGAUGAGACUCGUGGCUCUGGUUGUGGUGUGCGGGCUGAUCGUCGGUCAGGAUGGAGGAGCUGUGCCGGGAUACGACUCUGCGCAGAGGACACGAGCAACAGGGUCGGUGGUCUCUGCGCUCAGGAGGAGGACCGCAGACUUCCUGCAGGAGGAUCCCAACCUGUGUUUCUCCCUGAGGGAGAAUGAAGACCAGCGGCAGCUGCUGUGUAACGACAGGAGGAGUAAAUUCAACUUCAACCCGUUUGGCCUCCGCUUCGGGAAACGUUACAUUUACAGAAGAGCCGUUAAAAGAGCCAGGACAAAUAAGUUCUCACCUUUUUCUCUUUUCCCGCGAGAACUGGAGGUGCCUACCUGAAAAAGAGGAGUCUCUGUGUGUGUGUUUAUUAAGACUUCAGAUAACAUGAUGUUUCCCUGAAUAAAACUUUUGUACCUGUGAAAUCACUCUGAACUCAACAACAGUGGAGAGG